AUGCCGGCCUUUCGCGAGCCACUGGAUGCCGUUGCGCCACACAUCGCCAACAUGGAGCUCGACGACGCCGCCCUCGCGCCUCGACAGCCUGUCAUGGACGCGCCCGCAAUCGCUUUGGAUGCGCCCAAUGCAGCUGCUGCAGCAAUGGGCAAGCGACAGAACGUGAUAUAUACCCAACAAGGCAUCAUCCCCACCUACUACGAUCUGUCGGGCCCAGAGCCCGGUACGGUUGUCGGCAUCGUCCUCGGCAGUGUUGCCGGCUUUCUCUUAUUAUGCUGGUUGCUGCAGUCGCUCGUAAACACCUCGCGGAGAUCCAGGACGGCAAUGGCUGGAGAGGAAGAGAUUGUAGUACGCAGGGCCCGACGUAACUCACAUGGAACAACCCGAUCGUCCCGCCGCCGCUCAGAGGUCCGCGAGGUCAGCAGGAGCCCGCGCAGGUCGGGCACCCGCUCACAGAUCAUUGUCGAAGAGAGGCGACAGCCGGUACGCUCAAGGAGCGUUGUUGUAGAGGAACGGCACCGCGUGCCGGGCGACAACGUGGUCGAGGUCAUUGAGGAGCACGAGGAUUAUCGCGAGAGGCGAGGAAGCCGGAGAGUUCCUAGCGGCUAUCGGUAA
Exserohilum turcica Et28A is the source of this 615-nucleotide messenger RNA. RefSeq lists its product as uncharacterized. The transcript has a single exon. The record is from RefSeq and is a predicted model, not a curated record. The coding region runs from base 1 to 615 and encodes 204 amino acids. NCBI's taxonomy places the organism in Eukaryota, Fungi, Ascomycota, Dothideomycetes, Pleosporales, Pleosporaceae.